Molecule: messenger RNA, 2712 nt
Organism: Cololabis saira (Pacific saury)
Lineage: Eukaryota; Metazoa; Chordata; Actinopteri; Beloniformes; Belonidae
Product: claudin-9-like
Exons: 2
Coding region: 348-1016 (222 amino acids)
Biological process (GO): bicellular tight junction assembly; cell adhesion
Cellular component (GO): plasma membrane; bicellular tight junction
Molecular function (GO): structural molecule activity
Source: RefSeq, a predicted model, not a curated record
UCCCACUCCCCCUGUACAAGCUCUGGAGAGACAAGCUGCUCAGUCAUAAGAGAAGAUACACCAGCAUCAUAUGGCUGCACUGCACCACCUGAUCGAGGCAUCUGUUGGCAUCUGACUGAAAAUAAGUUCGAGUGCUAAAGAAGGAAAGUUACCAAAGAGAAGAAGUAUACUGAUCUCAACAACCUUUAAUCGGUGGACAUCUAACUGAAGGACUGGACAUCCUCUGAGUGAAGGACUCUCUCUAAUCUUCAAGUGUGGAAAAAUAAGAGAAAAAAAAAACUUUGACUCAGGUGUUUUAAAGAAACAAUAUUUUCUGACAGUAGGCUGUCACUCAAUUUUGUUCAGCAAUGGCAUCAACGGGUCUGCAGCUGAUGGGCUUGGUGCUGGCUCUGCUGGGUUGGGUAUGUGGGGCAUUGGUGUGCGCGGCUCCUCUGUGGCGCGUAUCAGCCUUUGUAGGUGGAGAGCUGGUGAUUGCCCAGGUGUUGUGGGAGGGACUGUGGAUGAACUGUCUGUCUCAGACCACCGGGCAUAUCCAAUGCAAGACCUAUGACUCCACCCUGGCCCUCCCCAGGUCUGCCCAAUGGGCUCGAAGUGUCACGGUUCUCUCCCUUCUUCUUUGCGCCCUCGCCAUCAUACUCGGCGUGACAGGGGCCAAGUGUACUCACUGCAUGGGUGAUGGUAACCAGGGGUCCAAGACUCGGCUGUCGAGGAUAGCAGGGGUGCUCUUCAUUGUGGCUGGCAUUGCCUACUUGAUGCCCAUCUGUUGGACUGCCUACGCUAUUAUCAGGGACUUCUAUGACCCAAAUGUGGCAGCGCCAUUGAAGAGAGAGCUGGGGCCGGCAUUGUACCUGGGCUGGGGGACCAGUGUGCUGCUCCUGGUAGGAGGAGCUCUGUUGCAUGUUGGCUCACCUGAACCGGGAGUGAGAGCGCAGCCUGUUUACGGAGCAGCAACAAAGGACAUCUCACAAGCAGGGACAGCGGGAGAGGUGAAAACACAGGAAAAGUCUUUUGUAUGAGAUCCGUUUAUUGGACCUUUGGGGUAUUAAAAGACAUUGAGGUUACAAUCACAAGAGUGUGGAAGCUAAAUCUAUUAGUCACAGUUUUGCAUAACACUGAGUUUGUAGUUGUCUUAGCUUUGUGUGGAUUUCAUUACUUUUACAGUUUGCAGUCUUUUUCUUUACUGAAGCUUUAAUGUGGCUGCUCAGAUGUAAGGACUGUUCAAAUAAAAGACUCAUCUUACUAAUUAUAAUAUGUAAAUUCAGUUAAAUGCAAAUAAAUGAAACCCCUGACCUUACAGCCCACACACAGAGGAGUUUGUAGUAAAUUUUACUUUAAAUGCUUUGUAUCAUGGGGGGAGCUGAAAAGAACUGUGGGAGGACUUUAGAUGUUUAGAUGCUUACGAAUGGAUGCAACUCACAUCUCUCACAUUCCAGUCUGCCUCUGCUUCUGUGUGCACGUGUGUUUGUGUGUGUGUCUGUGGGUGGACUGUGUACAGAAGGCCAGUGUGCCUUCAACAUCUGCAUACGCUGGUGUUUUCACAGAAACAAUGUGUGGGGACAAUGAUUGUUUACUUACUCUAACACGUGUUUGCAUUUUUAUUUUUGUUACCAUUUGCUAUGAUUUUGAAUGUUAUUUAAAAAAUGUAAUUAAAUGACACUAAAUGAACAUUUGAUUUGAUUUUGUUUUCCCAGACUUUUAUUAAAGGAUAAGUGCUCACCCUCAAAUUAGCUUACUAAUUUCUAACAUUAUUGGAGAGAAUAUGAUUUCAAUAAGCUGUAAAUCAUAAAUAUCUACAACGGAACAGGAAAAAAAUGCUAUAAUUGGACUUUAAGAAAGCUUUAUUUAAGAAUGCCAACAGACAUGAGCCUGAAAUAUGAAAUCAUACCCAAAAAAAUCCUAAUUUGUUUAUUAUAUAUUUACAUUUAAAAAUAAUUGUGUGUAACAGUUUUAUUUUCUUUCCUUUGGUUUGUGUGUGUGUGUGUGUGUGUGUGUGUGUGUGCGUGUCCUAUUAAUACACUGGGGAUUUCUUUUCUUUUUUUUAUCCAAUUAAGCUAAUUUUUUGAUUAUGGAGUUGGUGCAGAGGUCUCAGAGAUGUAUGUAUCAAAUAUGACACAUCAGGCAUUAAGGGGUUAAUGACUGAAAGCAAAGUUGUCAGAGUGAGCCACAAUUCCUCCAGAAUGAUGUGAAAGAGUAAAAAGGUAAUACAGGAAACUAUUACUUUAUCAUAUAAACUGGUGAACUAUAUAGUUUAUUUCGAUAUUUUACACACCCCUUGAUUUUCUUCAAAUAAAUAAUGACACAACUGUCAAGGUUUGACAUUCCCCCCAGCUUUCAGUUUCUGUUUAUCCCCGCCUGUGUCCCAUCUGCCCUGAUUGUCUGCACCUGUGUCUCGUCAUGUCUCGUUAUCCCCUCAGUAUAUCUGGUCUUGUCAUUCCCUUGUUCCCUGUUGGACUGUACUGUUUGUUCCCCAUGUUUCCUGCCACGGUUUGCUCCUCAAGUUUUUGAUCCUGGUUUAGUUUGUUUUGAUCCUACUCUGCAGCACUUUUAGUUUUGCUUUUUGUUAAAUAAAUCAUUUUUGUCAUUGAAGUCCUGCCUCCUGCUCUCCUGCGUUUGGGUCCACACCUUAUACCCCAAGACGUGACAACAAAAUAACUUAUCAUUUUUUUUGUUUCUCUUGUAUUUUUCCUUUCGUAUUGCCCUAUUUCAAUACAU